Molecule: messenger RNA, 4180 nt
Organism: Camelus dromedarius (Arabian camel)
Lineage: Eukaryota; Metazoa; Chordata; Mammalia; Artiodactyla; Camelidae
Product: cytochrome b5 type B
Exons: 5
Coding region: 102-542 (146 amino acids)
Cellular component (GO): intracellular membrane-bounded organelle; mitochondrial outer membrane
Molecular function (GO): heme binding
Source: RefSeq, a predicted model, not a curated record
CUCCUGGUUACGGAAGCCCGGGAGGGCUGAGCGCGAGGUCUACCUCAGGGAAGCUGGCAGCAGAAGCCGGAUAGCGGUCGAGGAAAGGUAGCUGAGGCCCAAUGGCGACUGUGGAAGCAAGCGGCAGCGACGGGAAAGGGCAAGGGGUCGAGACCUCCGUCACCUAUUACCGAUUGGAGGAGGUGGCGGAGCGCAACUCCUCGAAGGAGAUAUGGCUGGUGAUCCACGGGCGAGUCUACGAUGUCACCCGCUUCCUUAACGAGCAUCCUGGAGGAGAAGAGGUUCUGCUGGAACAAGCUGGUGCAGAUGCAACUGAAAGCUUUGAAGAUGUAGGGCACUCCUCUGAUGCCAGAGAAAUGCUCAAGCAGUACUAUAUUGGGGAUGUGCAUCCGGAUGACCUUAAGCCUGAAAGUGGUAGCAAGGUCCCUUCGAAAGAUAACACCUACAAAAGCUACUGGUCAUACUGGAUUAUCCCCAUCAUAGGCGCUAUUGUCUUAGGUUUUCUGUAUCGUUACUACACGUCGGAGAGCAGAUCCUCCUGAGGAGACCGUGUUGAAGUCUGGAAAGCAUGUCCACUUGGGAGUGCAAACUAGAGACUUGUUUGGAGGCCGCAGCGGUGCCCUCUUCUUGAAUCCUGCCAAUUGUAUUCUUCCCCCUUGGAGCCCAGACUGUCGGCCAGACGUCCGCCUCAGCCCUGAGGCUAAUGUCCAGGUCAUUUCUCGGAGCCUUACUCUCAAAGCACCUGCGCACCUUCUGUGUCCUUGCCAUUGUUUCCUCUUUCCUCUUCUCCACGAGCCCCUCUACACCCGCAAACUUCCUUUUAUAAUUACGGUCCACAUGUCCUAGUUUCACUGCCCUUUGGUAAAAAUGCCUGCUUUCCAGUACUUUGAGCGCCGUUCUGAACAGGGUAGUACACUCUGGUUUUGAAGCUUUUCUUUUUCCCUUUUUAAGUAAAUACCAUUUUUUAAACUAUGACUUAAUUCUGUUAUUUAUCAUAAGAAGUUUAAUUCAUGAAGUCAAGCUGCCCACCUAUGACUUGAAAGACAGCUGCAAAGUGAUCUUACUCCUUGUUUAUCUUUGUUAAAACUGAAAGAACAUGUGAUGGUCUCCCUCCCUCCCUCCCGAGUGAGGCAGGGAGCUCUUGCCACCCCAAAGGCUGCCAAGUGGUGCUGAGCAGAACUGUGCUUCCCUUUUGUUUGUGGGGAGUGGAGCGAAACAAGGAAAAGGAGAGAUAAGGUGGGGUGACAGGGUGAAUUCAUAGUCAUCUUUCUUUUUAAAAACUUUAAAAAACACUACUUUAGGACAGGAGUUUAGAAAAAGCAGCAGAAACUUCAUCCUUUACUUUGAUUUGGCACCGAUUUCUUGCCAUCUUUUUCUUUUUCUUUUUUUUUCUUUUAACUCCUUACCAUCUUUUAUUGGUGAAAUACAAAUUUAUAAUUAUGUCUGUGGAGAUGGCCAGUUUUGUUAAAGGAUUUUGCUGCCUUUUUGUUUAUCCAUUAGUGAAUUUUUUAUUCUCUGUCUUACAAAAUUUAGAGAUUCCAGGUUGAUCAAAGAGAGAGUAUUUGAUCAUCUGUUUGCCCCAGUAAAGUAACUUCCAUGGUAAAGUGGCAUUCAGAAGGGGGAGAUCGUGACAGGAGAAUGUUUUCCACUUCAUCUGUAUUUUACCUCCAUGGCUCCAAUUUGUGGUUUUGUUGUUUUUCCGUUGAGAAUUAAAAAAAGAAAAAAACACUGGUAGUUUUUUUUCCCCGCCUUGGAUGAGCGUUUCCACUAAGGAGUAAGUUAUUGUUUAGAAUUAUGUUACUGUUUUCUUGGUUCAGGAAUUCCUCUGGCAUAUUUGACUCUGCUUUCUCUCCCCCAUGGAAGGACCUGAGGAGACAGUCCACUGGCAGUUUUCUGCCAACAACUGUGGUGAUUUUUCUCCCCAUCCUUUGAGGAUUACCAGGCUGCCUCUGAGCCAUUGUCACAUGCAGCAGGGAACAGCGUGGGCCAGGAAGGACCCUGGGCACUGCUCAAGCAUCUCCUCCCCUCUUCUUCCUUGCCAGCAGCUUGACAGGAAGCUACACAGCAAACCAGUGUCUGCCCAUGCAAACUAUUUAAGAAAAAGUUCAACCCGGGUCUUGUAUCCUGUGAUUUAGCAGUUGAGUGAAUUCAGAAUUCAUAAAAAUAAUAUUAACUUGGUUCUUGCACACUUGGUUAUGACAUUAUGGACUAAUUUUAAGGGAUUUCUGGCUGACUUUUAUGUGUCAGGGAUAUGGGCAAACUUUUAAAGCUUUUAUCUAGCAAAUGUUUUGUGUGUAUUAUAAGAUGUCACUUUAAGACAAUUUAUUGAAAGAGAAAUCUUUCAUUGUUGUGUAAUGAAAGUGAUGUGACUUUUGCUGCUCUUCCAUCUGAAGGCAAGGAAGGGUUGCCUUGAGUAAGGAUUGGUGUAUAAUUGCUAUAGUGAUUAAGUUGCAUGAUUACAUGGGACCAUAUUGGGGUAGAAAUGAAGGACAAAGGAGUAUUGAGGAGUUGGAAGGGGAACAUUCAAGCUAAAACUAAGCCAGAAGAUAACUUGGAUCAAUUAAAAGUGCGUUGGCAGUCUCCAAAAUUGAAUGAAAAACACCUGGCUCAGAAAAAACAUUAACAAAUGAUAGUGUUAAGUAAAGUUUAUGUCUUUGAUAUUUUUAGGAUAAAACCCGAUGCAAAAGUUAUGUUUUCUAUUUCAUAGUGGUUGUAUGUUUUUCUGUUUCAUAUUGGUUGUCUUUUCCUGUUGAUAUCUGGACUCGUUUUUGUUUAGAGCCAGAGGAAAAGAUUUUCUGACUUGUCUCAACCAUCCAUGAAAUCCAUCCAGUUCCCAGGGCUUCUUUGAUCUACUGCUAAUGUGAUGUCACUUUGUGUUAUCAAAACCACUUUGGGGUCCAUUUACUAUUAUUCUGCUGCCUGCAUAAACAGCCAGGUGAAAGGCAGAGCUCGUGUGAGAGUUUGCAGAGGUUUUUCUAAACAAUAAGUAAUACAGUAUGUUAGCCAACUCCAUCAAAAAAAGGACCUCUGUUUGAAGAAGUAGACUUGAAUUCUUGAAACAGUCUUGACAUUGGUAGGUCGUGAAAAGCCCGCUGGAGAGCAAGUGGAGUCAGUCCCCGUUGGCUGGCCAUGCCUCCUGGGGAGUCUCGGGGGUGUUUGGUUGUUUAUUCCCAAGGAGGACUUGCCACCGCCGCUGCCCACCAUACUGUACACAUAAUGGCUGGAGAUCACAGGAGGGAGAGGUGAGGGAAAGUUAGUGCCACCAAAAUAGGGAUGUUCGUGCUUGGUCCCAAAAUUUCCUGCCCUGUCUCUCAGGAAUUUGGUUUUGGUUUCCAAAUGACUUAUAUUUGUAAAGACAGGAAAGUGGUAGGGGACAGAGUUUAUACUGUGUUUAGUUCUUAUGUGACCACUUAAGCAGAAACAAAAAUCCAUUGGAACCUAUAAUUUGAGCCUGUUAAGUUCUUUCAGCAUUUAUCAUUAACACACGUGUUGUGAAAUAAGAACGUUGUUGAGUGUAUACUCAUUCAGUUCUGAUGUGGAGCAAUGAAAAAUGCUUUACAUGCCAGAUAUAUCAUUACUUAUAUAGUAUCUCAUGCUUAAAAUCUCAAGUGGUAUCUAUCUGAUUAAAUUCCAUUUUAGAAAUGCAGAAUAUUAAUGUUCAUUGCUUCCUUCUCCAGGAGAGGUGGAUUCAGGCGUGUCUUGUCUCAACAAGAGACUGACUUUUUUCUUUUUAAAGCAUCUCAUUCUUUUGCCAAGUAUCACAAAAGUAAUGGGGAGUUUAGUCACAUUUGGCUGUUGUGCUCUGAAAGAGCUGGGUUUGGAAUUUGUGGGGGUGAUCUCAGAGGGAGGCUCCAAGAAGCAGAGCGGAAUUUGUCAAGUCACCUACCCUACGUCUAGCGUCGCAUUCAUGAGUUUUAGGAGCUGCUCUUUGCCUGCACCUGUAUUCUACAUUUGCUAUUUAGGGAAUACAUUAUUAUGAUUAUUUAACUGCUUUUCUUUGUACUUCAUCCUCAUCUAUGAGCGAGCAAUAUCAACAUUCCUUUUGUGUAUUCGAUAAUGGAGUUUGUUUACCUAUUUGAUUUCAGCAUAUUUUGAACAAAGAUCUUUGUCUUUCUGGUGGAAUGUGCACACAGUGAAUGUUUGUUAGAACUACACACAAUAAAGAUACUGUUUUCCUUUU